Messenger RNA from Penicillium robsamsonii, 1332 nucleotides. RefSeq lists its product as uncharacterized. The coding region runs from base 1 to 1332 and encodes 443 amino acids. The record is from RefSeq and is a predicted model, not a curated record. The transcript has a single exon. Lineage: Eukaryota; Fungi; Ascomycota; Eurotiomycetes; Eurotiales; Aspergillaceae.
AUGCCAGCUUCGUACAGCCGAAUGGCACCCCCCGUCCGACCAUCUCGUUCGCUCGAGGGACUCGAACGAGUAAUCCCACCACUCUCGCCACUGCCACCGCUGUCACCAAAUACCUUCGCUACUCGUUCCGAUCUCUUUCUCAAUAAACCUCUCCCCGCAGAACCCCUUCCCGAGCAGCCAGAAUAUUCGGCUAUAUGGAGUGACUCCAGCGACAGUGAAAGUACACUCGAUAGCAUCACCGUAUCCAGUGAACCCCGUAGCUCAGCAGAUAGUUAUCCCAUUUUCGUCAGUUCUGGCUCCGAAUUUGACGAUCUAGUCGAUCACCCAACUCCAUCCGAUCAACUGGAACUAUCCCCGCAAUCUCACAAACGCACGCACUCUAUCGCUAUCAAUAUACCAACUGUCGAGCCCUCGUCAGUCUCGUCUUCAUUUUCUGACACCCCGUACGGGCGUCCAUCGAAUUGGAUCCCAAACCGCACAGGUACAAAUCACUAUUUUCGCGAGAAGAAGUGGGACUAUUUCCCCGAAUUGGCGCCUUCCGCUCUACAGGCCGGGGGUCGCCUCAGCCCAAAUAUGGUUGCACGCAGCAAAACCCGCAAAAUGGGCAACCCACUCGAGUUUGCCAAGGGCAAGUGCCGCUGGCAUUCGCUCGACCGCGGCGGUUUCGGCGGAGUUCGCAACUCAAUCAAGACCUAUGUCCACCGCACUCUCUCGCGCGACUCGACAGAAAACAAACCGAAGGAUAUUCCCCGCCCGGCGACAGCGCCCAUGGACCACCACCUCAACGAUGUAGGCGGUGCACUCGCCAGCACAGCCCCGGCACCCCAGCAAUCCUUUUUGGCCUUGAACACCAACGUCGAGCGAGCCACAUCUGUGGCUACGUCCUCGAGCACCGAAUAUGACUAUACGAACCACAAGUUCCAUCUUCAAACACCAAUCUCACCAACAUCGCCUACUUCGAUCUCAUCUCCCACAACACCGCGGCCGAAACAACUGGCGGUUCCGCUAUCCGCCUACCAAAAACACGGCUCUGUGAUCUGGGAAUCGCCCAAAAAGUCCAAGCGGAACGUUCAAUUCCCGAGAUAUAAAUGUCCGUCCGGCUCUCUAGAGCCAUCGUCAUCGACUCCUGACUUAUCUCGUGUAAAUGCCAUCCCUACUUCGUCCCCACUGCGGAAGCAGUCCCAGAACAAUACCCGAGGGGUGUUCCUAGGUGCGAAGAAGAAGAUUGCCGAGUCAAAGGAUGAUCGCAGACGGGAGCAAUUGAAGGCUCAGAUCAAGUUUGUUGGGCCUGUCAACCCGUAUACUUGCGCGCAGACCGAUCCAUGGAUUUGA